UAAAAUUCAACGACCUACCGGUAAGGUAUAAAGUACAAAAGGCAUACGAAAUAUGGGUUUUACAUUCUAAGAUCUGAAGGGAGGUCGUCAAACUUCGUUGAGGUACACAGGUACCGGAAACAGCACUUGUAUCCGGUACAUCGUACCAGUCCAAACCCCGAAGGCAAGACAGCUCAAAGGAGCUCCAGGAAGAGCUCCAAAACGAGGAUCAAUAUGACUUCAUCAGCACCAGUGACGCCGGCGUCACCAAAGCUCCUCAAAGUCAAGGACCCUCAACCCGGGGUCCCCGUGUUUGGCUGUGAACAUCUCCAACUCCUCCUGAGCUCGGGGCCCGUGGACCGGAUGAGAAAUACGAUCAGUCACUACAAGAACUGCCUGCGUGUGAUCUUUGACAAUACCCCCAUCGUGCCACAGACGUCCAAGACACCCAAGAAUCAGCCAUUCACGACCCUCACACCGAAUUACCUGUGUCUGCAAUGUACGACAACGACGACGGCACAGGAUCGGCUCGCCCAUGGGUCUGAAACCCUGCACCGCUUCUACGUCGAAUCGCGAACCGGUGGGCUGUUCUGCCAAAUGUGUGAUGACUUUGUCUGGGAUCCUACAUUGGAGGAAUUGAGGAUGCGGAAGUUUGGGACGGGUUCAUUUUCUGCCCGUAAACGGAAGCACGACGAACUGUUCACCGAUGCCUCGAAGGAGGACCCUAGAUUCAUCUCGACAAACACAACAGAAGCACCCUGCCGUGCCAGUGGGAUCCGGGGUAUAUAUAACAUGGGGGCGACCUGCUACAUGAACGUCAUCCUCCAAUGCCUGGUGCACAACCCGCUGCUCCGGAAUUUCUACCUGGGGGAUGGGCAUCAGAGCGGAGAAUGCGCCUACAAAAACUGCAUGAGUUGCGCCAUGGACGACAUGUUCCAGGACUUCUACGCCCAGGAGACGACGACGGGAUACUCAGCCUCCAACAUCCUUGCCAGUUUCUGGCUCUCCAAGCGGAAGGCUUACGAGGAGUUGGCGAGUAACAAGGAGCAGGACGCCCAUGAGUUCUUUCAGUUCCUUACGGAAGAACUCCAUGAGAUCAAUGGUGGGGGGAGACCUGAUGAUAGUGAGGAGAACCAGCCCUCGAAGCGUACGAAGACUGCCAAUGACACAGGCUGCAAAUGUAUCGUGCACCAAACGUUCUACGGCAAGUUGAUGAGUACCAUUACAUGUCAGAACUGCGGAGACAUCAACAUAUCCGUUGAGUCGUUUCUGGAUCUGAGCUUGGGACUUGACGUCCUUUCGAAGAAGAAAAAUCUCAAGGCUUCGAAUCUGAGCUUGCAGCGAUGUCUUGACGAGGAAUACAUCAGACCUGAGCGUUGCGAGCAUAUCUGCGAGAGAUGCAGCGCCCACGAAGCCAAGAAGCAGUUGAGCAUCAAGAGCUUGCCGAACGUGCUAUGCAUCCAGCUCAAGCGUUUCAAGCAACAGAACAACGGCCUCGCCUCCAAGAUCGAUACCAAGGUCUCCUUUCCCCUGAAACUCGAGAUGCUGCCCUACACCAAUCGCGCCAGGAGUCACGACACGCGGCAGAACUUCGAACUGGCCCGCUCCUGCACGUACGAUCUCCAGAGCGUCGUCGUACACGUGGGCAAUCUCGAAACGGGCCACUACGUCUCCUAUUCACGCGUCGGGAAUCAGUGGUUCAAAUUCAACGAUCACAACGUCACGCUCGCCUCCAAAUCGCAGGUGCUCAACGAGCAAGCCUUUCUCCUCUUCUACGUCAUCCAGUCUUUGGCAUAGCGGCGGUGUUGUACAAAAGCAUAGCAUUCUGGGGUGGGGUUUUCGGAUUCGGAUUCGGAUUCUAGGCGUUUUUGUUUGAUUUUUCCUCUGCACCAUACGUACAUACAUGUCUGUACUGUAUGUAUGUAACCUGUAACUGCUUACGUCCAUACAACCUAUACCCAAGCUUCCUUCAUUCAAGCUCUCUCUCUCUCUCUCUCUCUCUCACUCACCCCUUGCCAUCCCAUCCCAUCCCAUGACACCACCCUAUCCACAAGCUCACUCCGCCCCAUCCUUCCUUCUCCAUCCCCACAACUCACUCUCAAAAUUCGCAUAGCAGAAAAACUCAUUACUGAGCCCCUUAGCAUGGCGCGGCUCAAACGUAGUCGUCUCGAUACCUGGCCCGCGGUAUAGCGUGUGUACUAGCGUCUCCAU
Amorphotheca resinae ATCC 22711 is the source of this 2190-nucleotide messenger RNA. RefSeq lists its product as hypothetical. Bases 214 to 1776 code for a protein of 520 amino acids. Gene Ontology annotation, molecular function: cysteine-type deubiquitinase activity; cysteine-type endopeptidase activity. Lineage: Eukaryota; Fungi; Ascomycota; Leotiomycetes; Helotiales; Amorphothecaceae. The transcript is spliced from 7 exons. The record is from RefSeq and is a predicted model, not a curated record. Gene Ontology annotation, cellular component: nucleus; cytosol.